This is a messenger RNA of Aspergillus pseudonomiae, 1218 nucleotides long. RefSeq names its product major facilitator superfamily domain-containing protein. Gene Ontology annotation, molecular function: transmembrane transporter activity. The coding region runs from base 1 to 1218 and encodes 405 amino acids. Lineage: Eukaryota; Fungi; Ascomycota; Eurotiomycetes; Eurotiales; Aspergillaceae. The transcript is spliced from 6 exons. The record is from RefSeq and is a predicted model, not a curated record. Gene Ontology annotation, biological process: transmembrane transport. Gene Ontology annotation, cellular component: membrane.
AUGAGUACUCUUGGUCAGGCUCGAUCUUCUAUUUCUCAUACCUUGUAUUUUCAUACCCUGCCUCCAUGCUCAUGGUUCGGCUGCCGAUUGCGAAGUUUCUCGCCACGACACUUUGUGAGCAAUAUUGACCAUGUUGUUAGCUUUCUUUGGGGUGUCGUGCUUGCAUGCCACGCUGCUACGCAUAACUUUUCUGGGCUUAUGGUUACUCGCUUCUUUCUGGGUUUAACUGAAGCAGCUAUUUCUCCUGGUUUCAGCCUGAUCACCGGCAUGUGGUAUACCAGGUCUGAGCAGCCAUUUCGCCAUGGUGUAUGGUUCGCUGGUAACUCCAUCGCAACAGCAUUUGGAGGGCUGGUAGCAUAUGGAGUCGCUCAUAUUGUCGGCUCCAUCCCCGCCUGGAAGUGGCUAUUUAUUAUUUAUGGACUGAUUACCGUUGCCUGGUCGAUUGUGUUUCUUCUAUUCAUGCCAGACUCUCCGUUAUCCGCCCGAUUUCUCUCCCAACGCGAACGCUCCGAGGCUGAAGAACGAGUCAAAGUGAACCAAACAACUAUCAAACACGACAAGAUUGAGUGGCAUCAGGUAUGGGAGGCCUUGACAGACUACAAGAUUUACAUCUUGUUCUUGUUCCAGAUAGCCAACAAUAUCCCCAAUGGGGGCUUGACCAUGUUCUCGGCAUUGGUAGUGAAAGGCUUCGGAUUUUCAACGUUACAAGUUUACCUUUUGUCAAUACCAACUGGUGCUGUGCACGCACUCUUUGCUCUAGGAAGUCUUGUUGGGAGUAUUUUGGUCUACGCCUGUGAAAGCACAGGACUCCGCCUAUUUGGUCUUUACCUGUUUGUUGCCUAUGCGGCGGGUAUUCCCAUGACCCUCUCCAUGGUCUCAUCCAAUGUUGCUGGCUUUACCAAAAAGGCAACUGUGAGCGCGAUGAUGUUCAUCGCUUACUGCGCAGGAAAUAUCAUCGGUCCAUUUUUGUUUUUUGCGCGUGAAGCUCCAGGCUACAAGAGCGGUUUCAUCGCAAUGAUGGUGUGUCUUGGGGUAGCAACUGUUCUGAUCCUAGCCCUAGGGUUUUGUUGGCGGUUAGAAAACUCACGGAGAGAUCGGGUAUACGGGCCUGCGGCCUUUAUGCCUACGAAUGGACCCAAGGAACUAGCUCAGGGGUUAUCUGGGACGACGGAGGAUCUAACCGAUGUUCAGAAUACGGCGUUCAGAUAUGUCUUCUAA